AUGUUGACUUCUAAAGCCUCCACGCAUCUGAAAACAAAUCCACGUGUGAUCCACCGCCCAAACGAGGUAUUAUACCACAAAUGGGGACUGUGGCAACGCGGGAGGGGGCAUAGACUGGCCCCAGUGGUCCUUGGUACCGCUGUGGGGGUCAGCUCUGCAGCCCUGAUCCAGUCACUCCACACGGGGACAUUCGCUGCCAUGCCCCUGAAAGUGGACUUAAACUCCGCUGAAGGGGACUGGAAAGCAUCAAAGGAUUUCUUGCUGUCGUUGGAGGAUAAACGUCCAUAUUAUCGAACCUCAAAAUAUGUGCCACUGGAUGACAUCCCAGUGUGGACUCCUGCUGCAGGCGCAGAGCAAAGCAAAUACCCUCGUAACCCUAACCUGGCCAGCAGCAGGGCGGCCAAACAUAAAGGGCAGCUCAAGCAGGCCACCCCCAAAGCGUCCCACCAGGGGAAACAUUCCUCCAAGCCCACGGGGGGCUGA
Molecule: messenger RNA, 483 nt
Organism: Knipowitschia caucasica
Lineage: Eukaryota; Metazoa; Chordata; Actinopteri; Gobiiformes; Gobiidae
Source: the annotation of a GenBank genome assembly